AUGGCCAACACAAGAUCACCGGGCGGGCGGAGGGCCCGGCCGGCAUGGACCGUCUACAUCAGCCCCGAGAUGCCGGACGCCAUGCGCAUGAGCGUCGAGGUCUGCGUCCGCGUCAUGGGCGGGACCGUUGCUGCCAGCGUCGACGAGGCCAUCGCGGCCGAAGGCUCACCGAACGGCCAUGGCGCGACCAACGAAGGCUACAUCGUGUGCUUGUCGUCGGCGUACGAGACGUACGUCAAGGCGCGCGAGAGCCACUACAUCCCAAUCGUAACGCCCAUCUGGGCCUUUCGCUCCGUCUUGCACAACGCGCAGGUGCUGCUGCCAACCGAGAAGUUCUCGGCCAACCCGCGCAAGGUCUUCUCGUCCAUCGUGCUUUACACGUCGCAGGUCGAGCCCGAGCCUAGCAAGGUCCUGCGAACGCUCAUCGCGCACAGUGGCGGCCAAGUUCUCUCGCACCCUAGCCGGUCCGCGACCCACAUGCUCUGCCUGCGACCCGAAGGCGACGCGUUCCAGCAAGCGCUCAACUGGGAUGCUGAGGGCGCGACGCUGCAGACCGAUACGCUCUCGGACGAAGAUGUGGUGCGCGCUGCGACGGCCUUCGUCGCCACGAACGUUCAUGGACCGAUUCCUGAUGUCGUCUUGGCCUACAUCAUUGGCCAAAGCCACUUGACCAAGCACCGUAUUGUCAACUACCUCUGGAUCUACGAGUGCAUUCGAGUCAACCAGCUGCUGCCCGAGACGCUUUAUGGUUUUGAGCACAACCACAAGCCAAGUGGGGUCCGCGACGUCCGGCUUUCGGACGUGGUCAUGGCGCUGCAGUGCGACUCGCAGCUCUUUCCGCCCGUCUCGGAGGCGCUGCCUCUCGACAUUUGGAGAGACAUUUCUCAGAACGCAGCCAAGGAGUGGGCCGACAAUGCGUUUGUUGUGGCGAGUCACAUUGCUACCGGACUGCGCCAGCGCAUGCUCGACGCCAUCCAAGGCUUGGGCGCCAAAGUCCUCGUGCUCCGAGACAACGACGACGACGACGAGAGUGUCAUGGACGGUGCGACGUACGUCGUCUGCGCGCACCAGACUGGCCGUGCGUUUGACGUCGCAUUGGCGCGCGGCAAGACCAUCGUCGGCAUCCAGUGGCUGGCGGCCAGCCUCGCGCUGCGCACGCUGCUCCCGGCCAACUUUGACGAACCCACGGUGCGCAAUGUACUGUGGUACCCGGCCAAGCAGUUUGGCAGUAUCCCGGGCAUGGAAGGCCUCAUCAUCACGCUCUCGGGCUUUACAGUGCGGUCGACGCCGAGCCGCGACGACAUGCAGGCCAUGAUCCGCCUCGUCGGCGCGUGCUGGCUGCCCGUUCUUUCGCGGAGUCACACGUCGCACUUGAUUUGCUUUGAAGCGUCGGGUGAAAAGUACCAGCGAGCGCUCACGUGGGAUCUGCCCAACGUUGUCAAGUUCGAGUGGAUCUUGGCGUGCGUCCAGCAGUGGCGCUAUGUGCCCGAAGCCGAGUUUAGCUGGGAGCCAAAGCCGCCCAAGAUGCCGAAGUUCGAUGUGCACGACGCACUGCAAGUCCUCGAGGCCAAGCAGCCCAGCCGAGUCACGCCGCUCAAGCCCAAAGAGCCCGAGACGUCAUUUGUCUCGACGCUCACGACGCCCGUUCUUCUGCGCAACACGCAGCCCGAUGCGACCGAUGUCCCGUCGUCCGCACCAACAGCGCCCAAGCCGGAUGUCGUCGUCACAGCUUCCGCCAAGUCCUCGGUCAAGUCCUCGGUCAAGUCCUCGGCCAAAACCUCGGCCAAGACGACCACGAAAGCAGCAGCCACGCCAGCCAGAAAAGCUGCAACGACGCCGGCGCCGGCCAAGAAGGCGGCCGCCAAACGCGCCAGCGCUGGCAGUGACGCAUCCGUGUCGGUCCUGGAGGCCAUCAGACCUGCGACGGCCAAGAAGACGCCAAAGGAAACCAAACGCAAGGGGAAGACCCAAAGUGAGCCCGAGCCGAGUGACGUGGUCGUUGUCAAGCAGCGUCGGACCACCGCUCGCAGCAAGACGCCAAAACGCAUGUUUUUGCUGACAGGGACGCACGAAGAGCUCGCGAUCAACGAGUCGAUCGUGCAGUUCCUCGGCGGCGUCGUGGUGCACAGCGCGCGCGCGUUCGAUCCGGCGUGCACGCACGUCAUUUGCAAGGAGCUUCGGCGCACCGAAAAGAUCAUUGCGGCCUGCGCCUCGGGCAAGUGGAUUCUGACCCCCGACUAUUUAAGAGACAGCCGCGCCCAAGGACUCUUUCUGAGCGAAGAAGGCUACGAGUGGGGUCUCGACAAGGUGUCGAAGGACCACUACUGCGACCCCCGGAUUUGGCUGCCGGUCGCCAAGUACUGGCGCACGCACCUCGCGGCGGGCGGCGCCCGUGCGUUUGACAAGUGGACGUUUGCGAUUCUCGGGGAGACGGUGCCGCCGCCAAGCAUGUGUACGCACGUGAUUGUCGCGGCGGGCGGCGUUGUCCUCGACGUACCGACGCUUCUCAAGAAGUUUGGCGUACAAGAGCCACCGAUGGUGGUGCUCGUGGCCGACGCGGUCAAGAAGACAGACAAAUUGCUCAAGAGCCUUUUGGAGAAGAAGGUGCCGCUUGUCAAGCCAGGCUUCCUCAUCGAUUACAUUACGAAAGACCAGCACGCACGGCCCGAGCUCCAGCAGUACUACUACCUUCCGUGA
Molecule: messenger RNA, 2697 nt
Organism: Saprolegnia diclina VS20
Lineage: Eukaryota; Oomycota; Saprolegniomycetes; Saprolegniales; Saprolegniaceae
Exons: 8
Coding region: 1-2697 (898 amino acids)
Source: RefSeq, a predicted model, not a curated record